CCAAUACAACUCUACCUUCAAAUUCCAAAUAAAAUGUAAAACAUAUGGUCAAUGCAGGUGCUUAAUAAUAAAAGGAUAAAUUGGUGGACAAUUUAAGAGUUGGCAAUUCAAUUCCGAUUGAUUUUGUUUCGACGAAACCAAGGGGCGCAAUCAAGUUAUGGAGCAACUUCUAUCUUCUCUUGUGUUCAAUGGUUCUAUUAUAGAAGCCAUCACUAAAGCCAAGCAGCAGCAGAAGCUUUUUGUAGUUUUUGUUUCAGGUGACAAUAUGGAAUCAAACCAAUUGGAAACAUCAACUUGGCUGGACCCAAGGGUUGCUGAUUCUGUUUCAAAGUACUGCAUUUUGUUGCACAUCCUAGAAGGAAGUAUUGAUGCCAGAAACUUCUCAGCCUUGUAUCCACAGAAGGCCGUCCCUUGUAUUACAGCUAUCGGAUACAAUGGUGUUCAACUUUGGCAACAUGGGGGCUUUGUUUCUGCUGAUAAUCUUGCAUCUAGUCUUGAGAAGGCGUGGUUAAGUCUUCAUGUUCAGGAGACAACCGCUACUUUCUUGACUGCUGCACUUGCUUCAAAGAAAGAGCUUGUAUCUCAAGCUUCUUCUGUAACAUCUGAAGUAGGAAGCUCUUCAAGUGCUCAAAUUUCACCAGCUCAGGCGGGGACACAGAUACAAUCUCCAACGGCUACACCGUCUAAUAACUCUCAAAUAGUAGAGGGAGAGGACCAUGGACAUGCUGCUACAGAGAUAGAUUCCUCGGUGAUUGACAUGGCUUCUCAUGGAUCAGCAGAUGCUUUUGAAUCUAGAAUUGGUGAAUUCAAUGAGUCUACUGCUGCGAUCACAAUAGCAGAAAAGCCACUUGAUCUUGUAGAGGUAGAUUCAACCAAGACUAAAGAUGAAUGUUCAAUGUCAAAAGAGAAUCCUGGUUUGUGUGAUCAACAAUUGGAACCUAAUGAGGAAGCUCCCGGAGAUAUUGCCAAUAAAGCAAUGAAAGGUCCCGAGAUAAAUUUAGUUGAAGAUACAGCUGCUGAUAAAGCUGAUCUUUCAGAUGCUUCGUCUAAUACAUUUCACAAUGUUUAUUUAAACAUUAGAUUACCUGAUGGUUCAAGUUUACAAGUGAAGUCCCUCGUUAUGGAUACCUUAAGGAUGGUCAAGCACUACAUUGAUAAAAACCAAAUGAGCAGCCUUGGUUCUUACGAUCUAGCAGUUCCUUAUCCUCGCAAGGUUUUUGGUGAUGAAGAUCUAAGUAGAACAUUGUCAGACUUGGGUUUACGCAAUAGGCAAGCACUGAUAAUCGUUCCUCGUAACAAAGUGAAUAUUACAUCUUUGCAUGGUCAAAACAGUUCCGCUGAGAGUAGCCAUUCAGCGAGUGGAGGCGAUGAAGGCUAUUUUGCUAUGAUCAGAAGAUUCUUUUCGUAUGUAAAUCCUCUAUCUUAUCUGGGUGGAAAUUCUAACACAUCAAACACUGCUCAGGAUUCUCAAAAUAGCAUAUGGCAAUAUGGUCCAAACCCCACACCUCAAAAUAAUCAGACAGUGCGUGAGCCAUUCCAAACUCCUAUAACUACCACAACUAAUAACAGAGGUAGGAAGCCAGCUUCAUCCCGCUUUGGGAGCAACAUCCACACUCUGAAACAUGAUGAUGAGAAUCGGUUUGGUGACAAAAACACAUUCUGGAAUGGUAAUUCUACCCAGUUUGGAGGCGAUGACAAUGGUAAAUAAAAUUCCUGUGCACUUGCUUGUAUAUUGAUGGGUCUAUAAAUAGCACUGUGGCUACAGUUUAGUAUAUUCUUCCCGUUAAUCUUUGCAAUAAGUUCUGGAUUGAAGGUUGUUCCUUUUAUCUUUACAAUGUUUGGCUUAUCAUAAACUGCGGUUGCAAGAACCAGGUUUUCGGUUUCACGAUAAACCUGGAUUGAGGUCAUAUCCAAAGGUGAGUUUAGUA
Molecule: messenger RNA, 1928 nt
Organism: Lycium barbarum (goji berry)
Lineage: Eukaryota; Viridiplantae; Streptophyta; Magnoliopsida; Solanales; Solanaceae
Product: plant UBX domain-containing protein 11
Exons: 10
Coding region: 158-1708 (516 amino acids)
Molecular function (GO): protein binding
Source: RefSeq, a predicted model, not a curated record